Pongo pygmaeus (Bornean orangutan) is the source of this 3243-nucleotide messenger RNA. RefSeq names its product retina and anterior neural fold homeobox (gene RAX). Gene Ontology annotation, molecular function: DNA-binding transcription factor activity, RNA polymerase II-specific; RNA polymerase II cis-regulatory region sequence-specific DNA binding. The coding region runs from base 249 to 1289 and encodes 346 amino acids. The transcript has 3 exons. Gene Ontology annotation, biological process: positive regulation of transcription by RNA polymerase II. The record is from RefSeq and is a predicted model, not a curated record. NCBI's taxonomy places the organism in Eukaryota, Metazoa, Chordata, Mammalia, Primates, Hominidae.
AGUUGGCUCCCCGCCUUUAGGGCAGACAGCCCCAGCUACCCAGAGCCCGAACUUCCGACUUCUGGAACUAAGGCGGCAGCCGGCUGAGCGCUCCGCCACCCCCAGCGUGCGCAGCCCGGGCGGGCUUCGCCUGCGGAGCUUGACCUAGGGUCGGGACCCGUCGGGUUGCACCGCCGCACUUGGGAAGACCCGGCUUCGAGCCUCUCCUCUCCGUCUCCAAGGCGCCCUCCCGCCUCCCGGCGCUCCCCAUGCACCUGCCGGGCUGCGCGCCAGCCAUGGCCGACGGGGGCUUCUCGCUUGCGGGCCACCUGCUCCGCAGCCCGGGCGGGAGCACCUCGCGAUUGCACAGCAUCGAGGCCAUCCUGGGGUUUACCAAGGACGACGGGAUCCUCAGCACCUUCCCGGCGGAGCGGAACGCCCGGGGCGCGAAGGAGCGGGAUAGGAGGCUGGGCGCGCGGCCCGCCUGCCCCAAGGCGCCAGAGGAAGGCGCCGAGCCCUCCCCGCCGCCAGCCCCGGCGCCCGCCCCCGAGUACGAAGCCCCUCGCCCCUACUGCCCCAAGGAGCCCGGGGAGGUACGGCCGAGCCCAGGGCUGCCCGUCGGGCCAGCCACCGGCGAAGCGAAACUGUCAGAGGAGGAACAGCCCAAGAAAAAGCAUCGGCGGAACCGCACGACUUUCACCACGUACCAGCUGCAUGAGCUGGAGCGCGCGUUCGAGAAGUCCCACUACCCGGACGUGUACAGCCGCGAGGAGCUGGCCGGCAAGGUCAACUUACCCGAGGUCCGGGUCCAGGUGUGGUUCCAGAACCGACGGGCUAAGUGGCGGCGGCAGGAGAAGCUGGAAGUGUCCUCCAUGAAGCUGCAGGACUCGCCCCUCCUCUCCUUCAGCCGUUCCCCGCCCUCGGCGACGCUGUCGCCCCUCGGGGCGGGCCCGGGCAGCGGUGGCGGGCCGGCUGGGGGCGCGCUGCCGCUGGAGUCCUGGCUCGGGCCGCCGCUGCCGGGCGGGGGCGCCACGGCGCUGCAGAGCCUGCCGGGCUUCGGGCCUCCGGCGCAGAGCCUGCCUGCCAGCUACACGCCACCGCCGCCGCCGCCGCCCUUCCUGAACUCUCCGCCGCUGGGCCCCGGCCUGCAGCCUCUCGCGCCGCCUCCGCCCUCCUACCCGUGCGGGCCCGGCUUCGGGGACAAGUUCCCGCUGGACGAGGCGGACCCGCGCAACAGCAGCAUCGCGGCGCUGCGUCUGAAAGCCAAGGAGCACAUCCAGGCCAUCGGGAAGCCGUGGCAGGCCCUUUAGGGGCACUGGGGACCGUCUUGGGAUCCGACUCCGGGCCGACCGCACCGUACCCGCAUCCUCUCUCCCAGGGACCCCCCCCGCAACUCGGCCCCUCUUUCCCUGUUGCCUGCAAGCCAUCCGCCAGGCAUAGUUCAGGGCCAUGCGCCUGCUCCCGACGCACGGGGAGAAGGGCGACUUUCAGGCCUGAGGAGAGGCCCUCUGGCCGCCUCAACACACUUCGCGGACCUCAGCCCUGCAGCUGGAGGGCAACAGGCUGCCGGGCCCCGCUGGCCACGCCACUCCCAUCCCCGCAGGCGCUGGAGCCUCCAGGCCCAAACAGGCUGAAGCUCCUAAACUUGGCCAUUCCCAGGAGGCUUGGAGACCCCCAGAUAACCAUAACAGGGAAGCAGGGGAGGCGGAAAAAAUAGAGUUUGAGAAACUUUUGUAUAAGUAGUUUCAAACUAUUUGAGAGGAGAAUUAAAGACAUGCUUGUUUUGUUUCAACUCUGUUUAAGCACGCUCAGGACUUGGGGAGAGGAGUGAACACUGGGGUACGGGAGGAGGGUGCGUUGACAGACAGGGUGGGUCAGGGAAAGAGGAGGACUGCGAAGAAGCUCGGGGUUUCCUUGUGAAAAUUCUAGGGACACUUCGCUGCAGCGGAGAAUCGUCCCCAUUCGGAACGCUUCGGCGGCCUAGACCCGAGGCACCCUUCCCUGGAGCCGGCGUGCGCGCGUGGGGUCCGGAGUGGAUGGGGCUAAGGCUCAGCCGCUAGCGCGCUCCCAGUUCCCCCGCUAGCCCCAUAGUCCAGCGGCAGCUGAUAUUUUCAAGUUUGACUUCAAUAGAAAGCGUCAAGACCACCUUCCCUAGGGCGAGAGCGAAGUGUCCCCCGGCCCCUCGCGUCCCGGCUCUCCUAAGGACUCCUCUCAGCUCACCAGGUAGAUCUCCAGUUAGGUGCCAGUCCCUAACACCCAGGGUUGAUGACUAGCGGUACAAGAACUGAGGCAAAAAGAUGCUUUUCCUUUUCGGAGCCUCGAGACUCUCUAACCUCCCCAACUCGCUCCACACUCGCCAACCCAGAGUUCGGUAGAAGGCGCGUCUGGUGAAGUGCCGCGCUCGGAGAGUGUCCUGGAGCGCCCUACGCCACCUCCCGGAGAGCUAGUUCUUACGGGCGUGCCCUGGACAGUAUCUGCAGUUCUUUGGCGCCGGCUCUAGGGCGAAGAAGGAAUCCCGAAAUCUCAGCCCGCUUCACAAGCUCCUGAGACUCUCGGAAGAAGGAGAGUCCCGGACUCCCGCCUGAGCGUGCUCGAUAUCCACCGUUGACACUGGAAGCUGGCCACCACCAGCAGAACCUGGAUGCCCGCCAACAGGUCCUGGGGGGGGGGGGGCGUCCACCCCACAACCCCCGUCCCUAAGCGUGCUUUCAGGAUGAUGCCGCCAGAGCCUUAAUUAGCAUCAACUGGCUACUGUCUGUCGGUCCUGAGCAAAUUAGUGAAGCUCCCAGUCCCCUUUCCUCGUCUAAAUAAACCGUCUCUCUGGAAGGUGGGAAAGAUGGAAUAAGAUCACCUGCAAAGGCUUUGUGUAAAGUACCAAGACCCUGGCAUGACGCAAUAUGGAUUGUAAUCGCUGUCCCCAUUUCCCCGAAAUUCCCUGGCUGUUCUCCGGUUCCUGAAACCGACUUGGGAAAAGGAUGACCAUGCUGGAGCUGGGAAUAUGGGAAGCCUCAUCAUAGUUUCCAGUCCUUUCUCUGCGGGUCUAAGAGGCUAUUGCAUAACCAGGGCUGUGUACCCCUAGACCUCCAGAUGGUACCUUGCACACAGUAGGCUGAUCAGUAAAAAUUUACUGAAUAAAUUAUUUCCCCCAAGAGGUAGGGAGUAAUAUCUGCACUUUCCCUCACAAGGAUGUCUCCUUGGGGGAGACGGAUGGAGCAGCCCAUGUGCUAUCACCUCUUAGCAAGAAAACAAAACAAAACAAAACCA